AUGGCACUUCAGCCAUCAGAAAAUGUAGGGCCCGCGAUACAGAGGCAUUCAAAGCACUGGGCAACGCAUAUGCGGUAUUGUCCAACGAAGAGAAACGAAAACAAUACGAUACGUAUGGUACCUCUGAUAACGGAAACAACAAUCCUUACACUCCCUUGCUACAACUUCUUCGCUGAUUGCAAUCCUUGUCCUGGGCCUGCUUGCCCAGCUAAUGGUUGGCGAUCCAGCGUAUUCUCUACAUCAUUCAAGAUUGAGGCGCAAGUUGAGGACGAGUACAUUCAGGGUUUGCGAAUGAAUUGUUACAAGGAGCAGAAUCAACGUGAAACUCUAAUGUACCGUGCCCGAUGGCAGCGUGACGAAGAUUUGCUGCGACGGGCGAAUCAAAUGCCGAUGCCUCAUUGUGAUCGUCUUAAAGAAAUUUACAGUCACUAG
Molecule: messenger RNA, 432 nt
Organism: Ostertagia ostertagi
Lineage: Eukaryota; Metazoa; Nematoda; Chromadorea; Rhabditida; Trichostrongylidae
Source: the annotation of a GenBank genome assembly